AUGGAGGAGCAGGAUGGCCUGGACGCUUACGCAGCACCCUGCCUCCUCUACAGCGAGCUGGCAGCCAGAGCGGGGAGGAGGGUGCUGCUGCCGCGCGCCGCGACGCUGCUGCACGCGCGGCUGGGCGGCGGCGAGAGGCCGCAGGAACCUGUCGGUGGCAGCAGCGGCGGCGGCGGCGGCAGCGGUGGCGCGGCGCGGGCGGCGGCGCUGGCGCUGCCGGAGGGCGGGCUCAAUCGGAUGACCUGCCCGUGCCUGCUGCUUUUAGUUUGUCAGUCGCACCCCGACAUCGAUGUCUUCAGCCCCAGCAGCGCCGCACGCGAGGCAGAGGGCGUCACCGCCCCCGGCGGCAAAGGCGGCAGCGGAGCGCGGGGGCGCGAGAAGCGGCUGCGGCGCUUCCACGCGCGGCUGCUGCCGCCCAAGGCGCUAACCGGGGACCCGACGGCCAGGGGCGGCCUGUUCGGCCUGCUGGCAAGCGGCGGCGGCGACGGCGGCGGCGGCAGCGACGGCCGUGAGCGGCGGGAGGUCUGGUGGGCGUGCGUGCCGCUGCAGGCGGCUGCCGAAGGACCCGCAGCCGGUGGCGGCGUCAAGGGCGCCGCGGCCGCCGCGGCACGGGAGGCGGCCGGGCGGCUCGUGCCCGGUGCGCUGGGGUUUGAGCCCGCGCCCACGCCCGCCGCGCCAGCCGCGGCCGCUGGGCCCACGCCCGGCGCCAAGCGGCCGCGAGGGCCGGUCACACCGGGCGGCGGCGGCGGGGGCGGCGGCGGCGGCACUCUGAGGGCAGUUAAGAAGCCGCGAAUGGAGGCGGCGGAUGUGAUUGUCCUGGACUGCACCUCGAGCGAUGAAGAUUCGGAGGUUGACGAUCACCUUGACGCUUGCAGUGAAGGGGAGCAGGAAGGCGGCCCCGCGCCCGGCCCGGGCGCGCCGGCGGCGGCGGCGGCGGCGCUGGUGUUGUCGCCGCUCGUCCCGGCGGCGGGCGAGGCAGCGGGGCCGGCGGCCGCGUACACGACGGCAUGUCGCGGCGCGCUCGAGGUGCGGCUGCGCUUGAAUGUCGAGCGGGCGGCCGCGCCGGCUCCGCCGGCGCGAGGCGCGGCAGCUGCCGUGCAGCUGCCGCCGGGGCCCAUCGAGUUCAGCUUCCUGCGGAACGGCGGGCUGGCCAAGCCGAUUUUCGGGGCCGCGCCUGGCGGCUGCGGCGGCGGGGCGGACGUGCGGGCCAUGCUGCUGGGCCGAGCGCGGGCAGCCGCGAGCGUCGCAGCUGCCGCGGACAACGCGCGGGACGCGGCGCCGCGGCGGCACCGCGCGCGGCGCGAGGCGCUGCGCCUGGCCGCGCCGGGCGCCGCCUGCCCGGUCUGCGGCGUCGCGACACGCGGCGCCGCGGCGAUGGCGGCGCACUUUGCGGCCAGCCACGACCGGCUAGUCAUCCUCCCUCACGGCGGCGGCGGUGGCAGCAGCGGCAGCAGCAGCAGUGGGGGCGCAAGGCGAGGAGGCGAUGGCGGAGGCCGAGGCGCGGGCGAUGGAAGCCAGGGGGGCAUGUUGGUGGUGGGAGUGGCGGCGGACGCAUAUGAUGAGUCGGGCGUGUUUGUGCUGCCGAGCGCGGAGGCGGCGGAGCUGGCUGACGCGGCGAAUAAGCUCAAUUCUAGGGACCUCCGGGACCUCCUGUCCGCCCCCUGCGCAGCUUCGCCCCUGGAAGCCGCCUUCAUGCACGCCUGGAACGCCUGGCGCCGCGCCCGCGCCCCCCGCGCCCGCGACGGCACCGCCGCCGCCGCGCUGCGGCGCUUUGCGUCCGAGGCGCUGCCGGCGCUGGAGGCGGCGCGCGGCGUCGGCGCGGGGCGCGUGUUUGUGGCGCAUUGCCUGCAGAUGGUAGAGAGAGGGCUGGUGCGGCCGCAGGAGGCAAGCGCCAUUCUGGGUGACCUGCGCAGGCGCGCGGGGGGUGGCGGCCCAGGCGGUCCUGGCGGGGUUGGUGGCAGGGGGGGCGGCGGCGGUGCAGGCGGCGGGACAGGGGGAGGCCCGGGGCCUGCGUCGCCAGCGAGCGCGGGCGGCGGCGGCGGCGGCGCCGAACCCGGCGCCGCGCCUGGAACCAGUGCGGGCGACGGCGGCGGCGGCGGCGGCGGCAACGCCGGGCCCACGAGCAGUGCGGGCGGCCGCGGCGACGGGGGCGGCGGCGGAGGUGGAGGCAGGAGCGCUGGCGGGCUUGGCGGCGGGAGCGCCCGUGACGCGAUGGACGGGGACCCGCCGACGGCGCAACACCAGCAGCAGCAGCAACAGCAUCAGCAGCAGCAGCAGCAGCAGCAGCAGCAGCAGCAGCAGCAGCAGCAGGAGGAGCGGCGGCGGCGGCAGCAGCAGCAGUAG
Monoraphidium neglectum is the source of this 2343-nucleotide messenger RNA. RefSeq lists its product as hypothetical. NCBI's taxonomy places the organism in Eukaryota, Viridiplantae, Chlorophyta, Chlorophyceae, Sphaeropleales, Selenastraceae. The transcript has 4 exons. Bases 1 to 2343 code for a protein of 780 amino acids. The record is from RefSeq and is a predicted model, not a curated record.